AUGGACACUGGGAGGUUGAAGAGGCCGGCAAGACCACCCCCUCGACUAAGGACCAAAACUGGCUGCUAUACGUGUAGGGCGAGAAGGAAAAAAUGCGACGAAGCGCGCCCAAUUUGCGGGGCUUGCAGGAGACUCGAGAUUCAAUGCACAUACGGAGAAUUCACAAGUCCUACAACGGCGUCGCGGACUCCUCCUAUUCCAUCUCCGAGCGCUCGAAGCAGUACGAUGGCCGAACACCCGGUGGAUGUUUCAUCAAUAGUUCCGAUGCUUCACAGGUCUCUAAGCCAGAAGCCUAGCGGACUGAGGACGGAGCGGGACUGGAACGUGUUCAAUUAUUGUUCAACGCGGUACAUCAGGCUGCUGACUUCGCCUGAAGCUACCUCUGAAUUUCGAGAUGUCUCCUUUGUUUUCGCAAUCGGGUUUGAUGAGCCAUGGGUGAUGCAUUCUGCGCUCGCUCCGGCGGCACUUCAUGCUUCGUUUGCUGCUUUGAUUCCCAAAGAAGACGCGAUGCUAUACACUCAAAGUGCUCUCCAAGGCUUCCAGCAGGCACUCCAACCAACAACACGUCGAUCCUUUCCCAGAGACGCAUUUCUUGCAGCUUCACUAUUCCUCGGCGACUUCUAUUCAUCGUCGUGCAGUGCGAGCCUGACGCAUUAUCGCGCCAUAGCCAAGAUCCUGGAAGGCCAAGUUGCCGAGAUCCCCCGUCUUGAUAUUGGUCAGCUUUCGAUCUUGCAUCUAACUCUACUCGACUCUGUCCUAUAUCAUUUCUCUACGAGGCUUAUAUUCGAGAAAGACAUUGGUGCUACCUGCAGAGCAUUUCCCUACCAGACCGUCAUUAAAUAUAUCGAAGCGCUGGAAGGCGCAAAAAGAGACGGACUUACUGGACCAUUGAUCUUACCGGUCCUUGGCCGGACACCUCCGGCACUGUUCCUUCAGAUUUACCAGAUUACAUGGUUGAGCAGACAGGUUCCCUUCGCCCACUGUGAGCUCUAUGGACUCGCUUUGCAGUGUUCAACCGAGUUAGAGGGUCUUGCGGAAGACCAUCCGAUGAUUGCUUCUGGCAUCAUCCCAUCUCUCCAAUCCACUGUUCCUGUCAGCAUCAGCAACUCCGAGAUCGCCGCAAAGCUCUAUUACAUAGCGACGCAAAUAUUUGUCGCCAAAGUUCUCAAUCCGGAGGAACUCAGCAGCCAAUCUCCACAGAUCCGCGCUCAAAUUUCUAAGGGAGCUGUGUUGUUGGAAAUGUAUGAUGCAUCUUUGCCCUGCGGACAAUUUAUCUGCUGGCCUCUGCUUGUCCUCGGUUGUGCUGCGUGCCCGACGACCAAGUCUGAAGUGCAACAAAAUCAUCUGAGCAACACUUGCGAGCUCCGUCGCUCGAGAAUGCGAUGCCUCAUUCAGGCGAAACUUGUGCAAAUCUGGAACGUCUCGUAUUCAGGCUACGUAAAGCGCACCGCAGGCGCAUUGAAGAAGAUAUGGCAACUCCCCAGCAUACUUGCAAAAGUCCCUGUCAACGGAUAUGCUGGGAAUGAAGAAGGUGAAUACGAUGGACUCAUGGCGCUCAUCCAAAAAGACGGUUUGGGAGCGGCCUCCUUACUUGCAGAGGAUGGCUAG
Messenger RNA from Cladophialophora psammophila CBS 110553, 1608 nucleotides. RefSeq lists its product as uncharacterized. The transcript has 2 exons. Gene Ontology annotation, biological process: positive regulation of transcription by RNA polymerase II. NCBI's taxonomy places the organism in Eukaryota, Fungi, Ascomycota, Eurotiomycetes, Chaetothyriales, Herpotrichiellaceae. Gene Ontology annotation, cellular component: nucleus. The coding region runs from base 1 to 1608 and encodes 535 amino acids. Gene Ontology annotation, molecular function: transcription cis-regulatory region binding; zinc ion binding; DNA-binding transcription factor activity, RNA polymerase II-specific. The record is from RefSeq and is a predicted model, not a curated record.